GAGUCAGUUUGUAUUUUAAUCUGUAGGUGCGGGCGUACCUAGUGAAUACUAGUGAAAGAAAAUUUUGAGUAAUUUGGGAAAUAUGUUUAUAGUUUUCUUAAGAAUAUGAUUUUUACGUCUUUAUGUAGUAAUUAUUGGUAGUAAAUUAUUUCCCUUUAUAUAUUCAUGUAUUUUAGUUUGUGUUUCCCUUUUAGUGUUGAUAUAUAAUUCUUUAGCAUUUAUUGUAAACACGUUUGAGAUAUUUAUUAAAAAAUGUAUAUCACUCGGAUUCUGAAUAAACUAUGAGUCACUGGUUUUUAUCUACGGUGCAUAAGUGAGGGAUUUCGGUGCGUAUAUUCCCGUUUGUUGAAAGUAUGGCUGAUUUAAUUCGCGCUAUGGGGGCGCCUAUCGGACCCCCUGUAAAGGACAAGUUGGGUUCUCCGUCGACGGAAUCCGAAGACGGGGGAGGUGAUAUAGCCGAGCUGGCGGCCGAUCUAGAACUCGAUGAAGCCGACGGGCCAAGUACUAACGGCGAACGUCAGGCUGUUUUGGCACCACCAGAGACCGAGUGGUACCAUGGCCGUUUGGACAGGUAUACUUCAGAGGAAAGACUGUGGGCUGCUGGAAAAUUGGGCAGUUACCUAGUUCGCGAAAGUGACCGUAAGCCCGGCUCGUAUGUCUUAAGUUAUUUGGGACGCACCGGAAUCAAUCACUUUCGGAUAACGGCUGUCUGUGGUGAUUACUACAUAGGUGGUCGUCAGUUUGAUUCCCUGACCGAGCUCGUCGGCUUCUAUAGUCACUGUUCGGAUCUACUGAAGCGUGAAAGGCUUGUGGAGCCGGUUCCUCCUCCGGAACCGGUUAAUGAUAAAAAGAGGGUAGUUGCCAUACUGCCGUACACCAAAAUGCCCGACACGGACGAGUUGACGUUUCAAAAAGGCGAUAUAUUCUUCGUGCACAACGACAUGGGCGACGGCUGGCUGUGGGUCACGGCUCACAGAACUGGUGAACAAGGAAUGAUCUUCAGAGAGCUGGUCGAGGAUCUAGAUCCUUCCAUAGACCCCAACACGGUUUUCUCGUGGUUCCACCCGAACUGCACCAAGAGUGAGGCAGUUGACAUGCUGGUGAAGGCCGGCCCGGGCAGCUUCCUCGUCAGACCCUCGGACAACUCCCCCGGGGAUUACUCCUUGUUCUUCCACAUCAACAACCAGAUCCAAAGGUUCAGGAUAGAGAAGAAAGGGGUGAGGUAUCUGAUGGGUGGCAGGACUUUUGAAUGCUUGGACGCCGUGAUCAACAGAUAUAGGAAGGAGCAGAUUGUUGAAGGACAUACAUUGGGACAGCCUUUAAUCGCCGAAGGUCACCAGAUCGAACCGCAGCAGAACACGACCGGCGCUGCGGCUGAGAAAAUAUACGCGACACUGCGCGAAUGCAGGGACCAGAUCGGUCUGAACAAGAUGAAGGGAAUCAAGCACCAAGGGUAUCUGAACAAGAAGUCCGACAAGGCCGCUAAGAAAUGGAAGGCAUUGUACUUCGUGCUGUUGCAAGAGGGCACUGAUACGCAUCUCUACUUCUACGACUCGCCGAAAAGGACCAAGCCAAAGGGGUUGAUUGAUUUGUCGUGCGCUUAUUUGUAUCAGGUCCACGAGUCUCUCUGGGAGCGUGAGUUCUGUUUCCAACUGGUGGAGCGCGCCCUGCCGUGUCUCUCCACCCACACGUUCCUGGCGGCCAACUCCGCCGCCGAGGAGCGCGCGUGGCUCGAGGCGCUGCGGCCGCUGUGUGUGCCGCAGCAGGCCAGGCACCAGUGCAAGGUGGCGCGCGUGGUGUGGCUGCGCGCGCUGCGCGUGCGGUGCCUGACGGCGCACCGGCUGCCCGCGCGCCUGGCGCCGCGCCCGCACCUGCGCCUGGCGCUGGGCGCCGCGCCCGUGGCGCGCACGCGCCCGCGCCCCUCGCCCGACCCGCACUGGGACGACGAGUUCGUCUUCGACGACGUGCCUCCAGAUGUGACGUCAUUCACAAUCACAGUUCACAAUACCGGAAAGAGGGGCAAGGAAUCCGAAGUGGCCGAAUUAACAAUUGAACUGGCGAGCUUAGCGAAUGGCGAAGAAAUCGAGGAGUGGUAUGCUCUCGCUGGAAUGACUCCGAUCGGUGAAUGGGGCUCUUUAAGACUGCGCAUAAGGUAUAUGCAAGAACUGGUAAUGCCCCGCGAGGAAUACAACCCGCUUCGCCAACUGCUGCUCGAGCCAGGCCUGCUUGCUGUCAAGGCGUUGGCAGAUCUGUGUCGUACUGACAGGCAACCGUUGGCCACGUCGGUGCUGCACGCGUUCACGGAGUGCGGGCGCGGCGCGGAGCUGGCGCGCGAGCUGGUGGGCGCCGAGGUGGCGCGCGAGACCGACCACCGCGCCAUGUUCCGCGGCGCCUCGCUCGCCACCGCCGUCGUCGACGAGUUCAUGCACUCGCAGUGCAAGCCCUUCCUGCAGGCCGCAAUAGCAGAGACUGUUCAGAAAUUAAUAGACUCGAAACAAUCAGCAGAAUUGAACCCGACGAAAAUGGACUCACCAGACGACGCGUGUAACAACGCUGAAUUUUUGCUCAUGAUCCUUGAUCAGAUUACGCUGUCAAUUUUCACGUCCCCCGAGGCCUGUCCAAGACCGGUGCGGUAUUUGUGCGGUUGCCUGCAAAAGGCCGCGGUUGCCAAGUGGCCCAACGAGAGAUUCGUGCGAACCAGGGUUGUAUCAGGGUUCAUCUUCCUGCGGCUGAUCUGCCCGGCGCUGGUGGAGCCGCGCGCGUGGGGGCUGGUGGGCGCGGCGCCGCCGCCGCACGCGCAGCGCUCUCUACUGAUGGUUGCCAAGUGUCUGCAGAACCUCGCCAACCUCGUCGAGUUCGGCGCCAAGGAACCUUAUAUGGAAGUUGUGAAUCCGUUUAUACUGAAAAAUAAGGAGCGUAUGGUGGUGUUUUUGGACCAGUUGAGUAACGUUCAGGACCCAGGGAAUCCACCACCGAACUCUAACAACAACUUUGAUAUUGCGAAGGAAUUGGCGACACUACAUCACAUAUGCGUGUCGCAUCUCACUGAGCUUCAAGGCUUGGCCAAGACCCAACCUGCUAUACGAAAAUUGGUUACCGUCACUGAAAUGCUGACUAAACACAAGCACAAGUAUUUGGAGAUGAUCAGAUAGGGUACGCCUACAAACAACACAGGGUAAAAUUUAUCAGAAAAGCGGUAAACGUAGCGCGUAGAAAUAAGUUCUUCGAUGUAGUGAUAAGUACUCAAUAGUUGUACGUAUGUAUUGCGUAGUCGUUAUAAGCUUUACAGUACGCGCACACGGGCGGUGGAAUGUUCGGCUGUCAAAUAGCCGCCUCAAGGAUUAUACAAGAAGUUCCCGCGAAUGAGAAAUGCGACGCGGCGGCACGUGACAGACGGUUUGAAUACAACACACAAUUAGGAAUACCCGCGCACUUACUAUAGAUGACGAAUGCAAUAUAAAAAGGUUUCUUUAUCGUCGAUGUAGCAUUAAAAUUUGGAAAUUAAAACCUUUCUGUAAUAACAUAAAUAUAAGUCGUCGGAAGUAGUGGAUAGUCAUUGAAAAACUUUGUGGGAUAUUCAUGUAGAUCGUUACAUUUUUCUUUUUAUAAAUAUUACCUUAUAUAAAACGAUCUCUUCUAGAGUGGUAACAUGCGUGUCUAUUUAUUUUAUUUUAGAAGAUUUUUUUCUAAGAGGGUUUGCCACUCGUAACAAAAGUUUGUGUAUGCAAAUUUAAAACUUAUAUCAGUAAUUACUGUUAUUGAAGCAUACAAAUUUAAAAUAAUUUCAGUAAUUACUGUUAUUGAAAUAUUCCGCACAUGGACCGCCCGUACGCCCUUAGGUUUAAUAUUUUUUUAUUGACGAAUAAACCCUCAAGUUUCGAGUCUCUACAUUCGACAGUCUUCAUACAUUGCGGGCAGAAAUGCGUAAGGGCAGUACGCACGCACGAGGAUAUACAUUUUGUGACGUAACAUUUUUGUAGUUAAAUAUGCGUUUAAUACAGACUAGGUGGAGGAAUGAGUUGACCAAGACUUACAUUGCCGUAAUAAUAAAUCGUAUUGAAAUAGCUUAGUCAUUCAACAUAAUUCAGAAAUAUUAAAUAAAAUAGAUUUGUAGACAGUAUAACAGCUACACGUGUCUUCUCUCUGUCCACCACUUCGCUUGGUUCAAUUAAAUAUGCUUUUUCGUGCCAAAUAUUAUGUUGGAUUGUGUGUUUAUAUGUGUGUAUCCUUUAAUUUUAAGUAUAUUAUUAUUUUAUUUAAACCAUGUAUUCCAUAUUAUUUAUUCAAAGUGAAAUCGAACUUAGCUCUCUAGUGUGUUUAAAAGUAUUUAUUGCUAGACAUGAUUAUGUAAUCUUAGUUUUGAUGAGCAUUUAUUUUAAUCAUAAGUGGAUUUUAAAGUAUAAUAUUCACGAAUUUAGGUUACGCUCAGUAUUUUAUACACAAGCCUUAUGACAUGUCAUUUGUAGGGUGUAAUAUGACAUGAUUACACGCGGCGAUGAACAUUUAAGCACAACUAAUUAUAAGUAUUUACUAAAAAUGCUUUAAGAAGAAAAUUAGGACGUUGGGCAUAAGGAAUCUUGUGUAGGCAACUUUACGAAAUUAACUUUUUAUACGGCUUUGAUUAUUUAAUUUAAACUUUUGUAUUGGGUAAGUAAAUUUCCCAAGUAGGUGUGUAAAUUAUAAAUGCAAAUUCAAGGACACAGUACGAAGCACUGCGUAUGUUUAAUUUUUAACGAUGAUAAAUUGUACUAUAUGUCACUUCCCCAUUGACUACUUCACACGUUGCCUUUGAAUUUUCGCAUAUAAUUUACAUAAAUCCCAAUAUUUCCUACGCAUAAAGCUGUAACUUUAGAUGUAGAUAUCUAGUUUUAGAGUAAAGUUUGACCAGCACUCGUGAGACACCAAAAACGUAUUAGUAAAAGCAUGAAUGUGGUGAUUUGUGGGUGAAAUGGUGUAACAAUAUAAAAUUGCAACAUUUUGAAAUUGCACUUAAAAUUUUUGCAGUGCACUUUGAAAUACUUUAUCACUGUGAUAACCAUUAAUUAUUCCUUAUUUCCUCUCUUUCUGUGAUUACCUACGUUUAUCAUUAUUUAUCUGGUUUAAAUCUCUCAAUUAUUCAAUAUUAUAAUCUAGGCUGUUGUAAUAAAUAACUCAGGGACACAACAUUUUAAAUAUAAUAUGGCUCGAGUUCAACGGGUGAUUAACCGUUAAAAAUACUUUUAAGGUAUUUACGUCAGUUUGAAAAAUAUCUUAUGUGAAAAAUAAUUUAUCCUAUCGGCAGUAUAAUAAUUGUAAUUCUUUAUUAAAACCCAUUUAAAUUUAUUUUACUAGUUGUGUCUCAGAAAGAAAUGUUCCCCGAGCUUUAAAGACUUCCUCCCCUUCCUCUUGCUCAAUCAACUUGUAUUUUUACAUAAUAUAUUAUUAUCUAGUGCCAUAUUAUCUCUAUUUAUAAAUUUAUACUCCUUACAUCACAACUGUUUCUAAUAUUACAAUAAUGAUUUGUCUAGAAAUUGCAAAUCGUUUUUGGGAUAUUGUAAUAAUAUCUUAUUUGAUUAAUCUGCUUUAAUUUUUUUUAUAUUCAUAAUUUUAAUAAUGCUGGAAUUAUUAGGAACGCCGAACGAAACACAACGGCAAGCAAAUGAUAAGUAAGGAAUGAAUACACAAAGUUUUGUGCAUCAAAGUGCUAAUUUAUAGGCAAGAGUUUAAAGAAACAAUGCCCCACUUAGUUUUGGAAGCACAUUCUUGAUCUCAAUAAGCGAAAGAAUUGUCUCAAAACUACAUGUAUUAUUCUGUAAAACGUCAGAAAAUGACUGAUAGCUUCUAAAAUAUACUUAAUUAUAGCCAUAUGGCGUAGUCAAAGUCAAAUACACGGUUAUAACAUAAACACAUAGGUCACAAUUCUAUAAAUUGAAUAGAUAAACCGAAAUAACUUGUGUGUUUUAGCUUUAAAGGUUGAUAUUUGAUUAUUACAUCAAUAGAUAUGCAAUACUGAAAUAGCAAUGUUAAGUUUAUGCAAACAAAUGCAUCGAAUUUCAGCUGUUUAAUAAAGUAGCCUGUAGGUCUAGAGGAAAUGUCGUCGCUGUAUUUAAGUGUGCUAUUUAGCUUACGAUAGGAAAUACCUAGACUGAUAUAAGCUCCAAUUAGACACGUUAGUAUAAUGUAUUAUUACACAUUAGAUUUUCCACCAAAAUUGUGACAAAAAGUGAUAAAUAUUACAAGUUUCGGCCCAUUUGAUACAAAAUUUUGUACUGAAAUUCAGAGAUUAAAUAUAUCCAUGAGGUAACAUUAGAAUUAAUAUUGUUAACAAUUUGUAUCAUUGAUUUAUUUUUCUCGCCUUGUUCAUUGUGUUACAUAAAAGAAACUUUAUUUUUGUAGUCUCCACCAAGCUGCUAAAAUUGCAGUUCUGAUAAUGCUAAAAAGUUGUUUUAUAUUAUGUUGCAAAUCUCUUGUUCUUCCAUUAAGGUUAUAUUAAUCAUUUUUUAAACAGUGUAAUUGGAUUUUUGUAUACUAUUGAUUUGUAUAAUUAUUUAUUUUGUAUUGGAUUUUUUCAAUGCAAUAGAAUAACUUAUACUUUAUUGUAAAAACAGUAAUGUGAGUGCACUUGUUAAUAUUUGCAUAUCACAAUUACUGCUUCCAUUGUAAUAGAACUAUACAGAAGUUAUCAUGUUUUGUGGAAUUGUCACACCAAUAAGUUAUUCAAGGUUAAUUAUGUGGUAUGUAAUGAUUAGUAUUACAUUUUGUGACUGUUUUGUAAUCUCUUUAUAUUCUAUCCCUUAGUGUGUACUGUUUUUUAUUAAAUUUUUAUCUGUGCUAGAAAUCCAGUCAUAUAAAAUAAAACUAUUGAAAUAA
Molecule: messenger RNA, 6849 nt
Organism: Manduca sexta (tobacco hornworm)
Lineage: Eukaryota; Metazoa; Arthropoda; Insecta; Lepidoptera; Sphingidae
Gene: vap
Product: ras GTPase-activating protein 1
Exons: 19
Coding region: 354-3152 (932 amino acids)
Biological process (GO): regulation of GTPase activity
Molecular function (GO): protein binding
Source: RefSeq, a predicted model, not a curated record